This is a messenger RNA of Elephantulus edwardii (Cape elephant shrew), 2964 nucleotides long. RefSeq names its product immunoglobulin mu binding protein 2 (gene IGHMBP2). The coding region runs from base 1 to 2964 and encodes 987 amino acids. The record is from RefSeq and is a predicted model, not a curated record. The transcript has 16 exons. Gene Ontology annotation, molecular function: ATP hydrolysis activity; RNA binding; 5'-3' DNA helicase activity. Lineage: Eukaryota; Metazoa; Chordata; Mammalia; Macroscelidea; Macroscelididae.
AUGGCCUCGGCCGCGGUGGAGAGCUUCGUGAGCAAGCAGCUGGACCUGCUGGAGCUCGAGAGGGACGCGGAGGUCGAGGAGCGCAGGUCCUGGCAGGAGAGCGUGUCUCUGAAGGAGCUGCAGAGCCGUGGUGUUUGUCUGCUGAGGCUGCAGGUGACCAGCCAGCGGACUGGGCUCUAUGGACGACUGCUGGCCACCUUCGAGCCCAGGAAGUGCGGACCUGAGGCGGUGCUGCCCAGCCACAGCUUCACUUCCGGAGACAUAGUGGGGCUGUACGAGGCGGCUAAUGAGGGCAGUCAGCUGGCCACGGGGAUCCUGACCCGGGUCACUCAGAAGUCAGUCAUCGUGGCCUUUGAUGAGACCCAUGAUUUCCAGUUGAACUUGGACCGAGAGAAUUCCUACAGGCUCCUCAAACUGGCUAAUGAUGUCACUUACAAGCGGCUGAAAAGGGCCCUGCUUGCCCUGAAGAAGCACCACUCGGGGCCCGCGUCCUCCCUUAUUGAGGUCCUCUUCGGUGGAUCAGCUCCUAGUCCAGCUGGAGACACACAUGCGCUCAGCUUCUACAACCCCUCUCUGGACGCCUCCCAGAAGGAAGCUGUGUCCUUCGCGCUGGCCCAGAAGGAGCUGGCCAUCAUCCAUGGGCCUCCUGGCACCGGCAAGACCACCACGGUGGUGGAGAUCAUCCUGCAGGCCGUGAAGCAGGGCUCCAAGGUGCUGUGCUGCGCCCCCUCCAACGUGGCCGUGGACAACCUCGUGGAGCGCCUGGCCCGCUGCGAGCAGAGGGUCCUGCGCCUGGGACACCCGGCCCGCCUCCUGGACUCCAUUCAGCAUCACUCCCUGGACGCGGUCCUGGCGCGGAGCGACGGCGCCCAGAUCGUCGCCGACAUCAGGAAGGACAUGGACCAGGUCUUGAUGAAAACCAAGAAGGCCCAGGACAGGAGGGAGAGGGGUCAUCUGCAGACCGAGAUCAGGCAGCUGCGGAAGGAGCUGAAGGAGAGGGAGGAGGCGGCCAUGCUGCAGAGCCUCGCUUCCGCCCACGUGGUCCUGGCCACCAACACUGGUGCUUCUCCCGACGGGCCUUUGAAGUUGCUGCCCGAGGGCCACUUUGACGUGGUGGUCAUCGACGAGUGCGCCCAGGCCAUGGAGGCGAGCUGCUGGAUUCCUCUGCUGAAGGCCCGGAAGUGCAUCCUGGCGGGGGACCACAAACAGCUGCCCCCCACUGUGGUCUCGCACAAGGCUGCACUGGCGGGGCUGUCCCUCAGCCUGAUGGAGCGCCUGGCGGGGUUCUGUGCGGAGCAGGUGCGGAUGCUGACCGUGCAGUACCGCAUGCACCAGGCCAUCGCGCGCUGGGCCUCCGAGGCCCUGUACCACGGGCAGCUGGUGGCACACCCCUCGGUGGCUGAGCACCUCCUGAGGGACCUCCCGGGAGUGACCAGCACGGAGGAGACCGCCCUGCCCCUGCUGCUCAUUGAUACCGCCGGCUGCGGGCUGUGUGAGCUGGAGGGGGACGAGGAGCACUCGAGAGGAAACCCAGGUGAGGUCCGCCUUGUCAGUCUGCAUGUCCAAGCUCUGGUGGACGCCGGCGUCCCAGCCCGUGACAUCGCUGUCAUCACGCCGUACAACCUUCAGGUGGACCUGCUCCGGCAGAGCCUGGCCUCCAGGUACCCCGAGCUGGAAGUGAGGUCAGUGGAUGGCUUCCAGGGCCGGGAGAAGGAGGCCGUGGUCCUGUCCUUCGUGAGAUCCAACAGGAAAGGCGAGGUGGGCUUUCUGGCCGAGGACCGGCGCAUUAACGUGGCCGUGACCCGGGCACGCCGCCAUGUGGCCAUCGUCUGUGAUUCCCGCACGGUCACUAACCACACCUUCCUGAAGGCCUUGGUGGCCUACUUCACGGAACACGGCCAGGUGCGCACGGCCUUCGAGUACCUGGACGACAUCGUGCCCGACAACUACUCCCACCAGAGCAGCCUGGCGGGCACCAAGGCCCGGGGCGCUGUCCCCGCCACCAAGAGGCCUGAGGGUGGCGGGCAGCAGGUGGGAGACCGGCCCAGAGCCUCCAGACCGGAGCGCAGGAAGCCAGACGCUAAGACUUCAGAUCCAGCAGCUGUUUGCCAGCCUAGUGUGAACGGGGCUGGACCCGAGGCAGUGGACGCAGGGGACCGUGCAGACCACCUCAGGGCAGUGAUCAUGGCCUUUGUGGCCAGUGAGGAGACACGGCUGGAGUUUCCUGCCUCCUUGAACGCCCACGACAGGAUGCGGGUCCAUCAGAUCGCAGAGGAGCUGGGGCUGCGGCAUUGCAGCGCGGGGGAGGGCAAGGCCCGGCGGGUGACCGUCAGCAGGGGUGCGGACCCAGCCCUGCGGCGCAGUGACCCGACGGCCCAGUGUCCGCCCAGUCCAGGCCAGGCCGAGUGUCCCCCGAGCCUCGAUAAGGCUGAGUGUCCCCAAAGCCCCAAUCAGGCUGAGUGUCCCCCGAGCCUGGACCUGAAGGGGCUGCACCUGGAACGGCUGCAGAGGGCGGGGGGCCGGCAGGAGCAGCUGGCCAAGAAGGGGUCGUCGGGCUCCAGGACACAGAAGCCGGCGGAGAAACGCAAGAAGAAGAAGGAAGUGGCCGGGCUCACCUUGCCCACAGAUGACGACUUUGACGCUCUGCUCUCUGCGGCCGUGAAGGCCGACAGUACCUGUGCCUUCAUCAAGUGCAAAGCCAGUGUGGUGACCUUGGGCCAGCUCUGCCUGCACUGUGGCCGCCGCUACUGCCUCGGCCACCACCUGCCUGAGGUGCAUGGCUGUGGGGAGCGGGCGCGCGUUCACGCACGGCAGAGGAUCAGCCGGGAGGGGGUGCUGCACCCCGGCAGCGGGACCAAGGAGAGGGCCCUGGACCCCGCCAGGAGAGCCCAGCUGCAGAGGCGACUGGACACGAAGCUGGAUGUCCUGACCAACCAGAGGAAGAGGAAAGACAAGGACAAGUGA